CAUUUCUCCUCUCCCAAUUUCUCCAUUUCCUCCUCUUUUUUCACCACACCCAAAACUACACCUCUCUCUCUCUCUCUCUCUCUCUCUCUCCAAAUUUUCAUGGACAAGGUUGAGAAGGAGACUCAAGACUUCAUGAACGUAGAGUCAUUCUCUCAGCUCCCCUUCAUACGCCCGGCCCCUCCCGUCAACAAAGAAAAGGGCAUCCGCCUCUUUGGCAUAGAAUUCGGCGCGGACACCCCCACGGAAGACUCCGAAUCCCUUGACUACACCAAUGCCUGCGAAGACACCCCCGCGAAAGAGUACAACAUCAACACCACGACCGGCACCAACAGCAACAACAAAAGCAGCGAAAGCGGAGGUGAGAGCAGCCGGAGAUUCGAAUGUCACUACUGCUGCCGGAACUUCCCGACCUCCCAAGCCCUCGGGGGCCACCAAAACGCUCACAAGAGAGAGCGGCAGCACGCAAAACGCGAGCACCUCCAGUCGGCCAUGGUGCAUGCCGGCCACCACGGCCUAUCUCACGACGCGCACCACCACGUGUACGGCUUAAUGAACUACACAACUUCUAGGCUUGGGGCUUCACCUCACCAUCACCAUACUGCUUAUCCAUCUUGGAAUAGUAGCCACUCUAGCUCCAUUGCUGGUGCUCAUCAACAUACUAGGUUUUAUGGAAGCUCUGGUGGGACGUACGGCACGCAAUCAGCGCCCAUAAAUGGGAGCCCUUUGGCCCUGUGGCGGAUCCCUGCAGUUCAGGGUACUACUAACCCUAGUUUCAAUCGUGACCGUUCGAUGAAUUUGUUCGCCGGCGGGGAGGAGAUGAAGGCGGCAGGGGUCGGUGGGACGGGCGGUCAAGGGCGGUAUGUGUAUGAUUCGUCAAUGGCGAGUGUGCAAGACCAUGCAAGGAAAUUGCUAUUUUUGUGAAGCAAAAUUUUCGUUUAGAUUUCGUUCCAUCAGCAGAGUUGGGUUCAUUUCAUUCACAGCAAUGUCUCUCUCUUCUUUGAGAGAGUAUAGUUUAACUUUUGUCCACACGUGUGAGGAAUAUAUGGCAUCAGUUAGGAGGUGCAUGGACUUUUGUAGAUACACACGUGUGGCUAUGUCGAUGUAUUUGUUUGGUUCUCUAGACAGGUGGGGUGAUGAGAGAGGUGGAUUUUGAUUCAGUGUAUCACACUGCUGCGCACACACACACACAGAAGAAAGAUGAUGAUCAGGUGAUAAGGUUUGAUGAUAGUGUUCUGUUUUCUGCUGCCUCAAAAUAUGCAGAAAGAAAAUGAUAUAUCCAUGGAAUUUUGCAGGUUGCAUUGCUUCCUGCUACAUUUUAAUUUAUGUAUUUUUGCUUAUACAGUGCAAUU
This is a messenger RNA of Prunus avium (sweet cherry), 1349 nucleotides long. Its product is annotated as zinc finger protein 8. Gene Ontology annotation, molecular function: DNA-binding transcription factor activity. The record is from RefSeq and is a predicted model, not a curated record. NCBI's taxonomy places the organism in Eukaryota, Viridiplantae, Streptophyta, Magnoliopsida, Rosales, Rosaceae. Gene Ontology annotation, biological process: response to gibberellin; trichome differentiation; trichome morphogenesis.